Molecule: messenger RNA, 1520 nt
Organism: Perognathus longimembris pacificus (Pacific pocket mouse)
Lineage: Eukaryota; Metazoa; Chordata; Mammalia; Rodentia; Heteromyidae
Gene: Lrrc69
Product: leucine rich repeat containing 69
Exons: 8
Coding region: 371-1408 (345 amino acids)
Molecular function (GO): protein binding
Source: RefSeq, a predicted model, not a curated record
UUCUUACAUUGCUUUUUCCCUUUAUUCUUGUUAAAUUGGAAGAUUCUAGAAGAUGUGUUCUAUGUCCUUUAAAUGUGAUUUCAUUCAUCUUUGAUAGCUUCCAUGUGUUGGGAAUAAGUAUCUAACACUUGUCUGAUGUACUUCCUGCCCAAAGCUGUACCACCUAUCUCUUUUCCCUACCAUUUACCUAGAAACCCAGACUUUACCUUUUAAAUGGGAAACCAUUGAAAAUGAAACUCAUUUUCAACAUGAUGUAUCUCAGAAUGUCUUUGCCUCUAUGACAUAUCAGUUCUACAAUUAGAGAUUCUAAAAAAUGAAUAAUGAAGGACUGUAACUAAUAGUUAUUCAUUAAAAAAAUUUCCUCAAAAUCAUGGCUGAGAGAUCGUUAAUAAGAGCCCUGAGGGGUGGUAACAGCACUAAGAUUGUUACUUUGAAUGGGAAGAAGCUAAAAAAGAUGCCUUCAGCAUUAGAAAAACUGACUGGCUUGAGGAGUCUAGACUUACAAAAUAACCAAAUUCCUAAAAUGUGUCCACAACUGAGCACCUUGACUCAGUUGACAUUUCUCAAUCUGGGAAACAAUCUUUUAGAAGAAGUCCCAGAAGAGAUGAAAUACCUUACCUCCCUGAAGAAGCUGCAUUUGUUUGGAAAUAGGAUUUCUAAAUUUGCAUCUGGAGUGUGUGAUGGCCUACAAAAUUUGAUCCUGCUUAAUCUGAACAACAAUAAGCUUACAUGGCUUCCUGAAGAAGUUGGCAGGUUAAGAAGUCUAAUGUAUCUAAGUCUAAAUUGUAACCAGCUAACCAGCAUUCCUAGAAAACUUUGUUUCCUUAAGAAUCUUUUGGAACUUUAUCUUAACUACAACCAACUUAGUCGUAUACCUGAAGAUAUUAAGUACUUAAAGAAACUACAGCGGCUUUCAGUGGCCAGGAACAACAUUGAAUUUUUGCCAGAGGAAUUUUGUGAUCUUAAAAAGCUAAGAGUCCUAGAUGUAGCUGGAAAUAUUAUUCAGAUCUUUCCAUCAGGCUUUCAGCAUAUGAAGCUGAGGGAGUUCUACUGUGAGGGAAACCCCCUGUUCCGGAAGCAGCCAAUCUAUGCUGGCCAACAGGAGGACCUUUGGAAUCUCCGGGAAAUAACAGCAAGAUUUAUCAUGAAUCAGCUAGAAGAAAGAAAUUCUUUCAUUAUGAAUGCCAUAGAAGAGUAUCCAGAUAUCAAAGACAAAAUCUCUCAGGGGCAAAAAUGUGCAAUAUGUGAAAAAUCCUUUUUAACAACAUGGCUGGAAUGCGUUCAGUUUGUUCAUCCAUCAAAGACCUGGAAGAUAAGCAAAAAUUUAAAGCUGAUACCUCUUCGAGUAUUACUCUGUUCUCAGCGAUGUUUUUGUCAGCGUGGCCCUAAUGUCUUUGGAAUCGCUUAAAUAGAAUUACAUUGGACUGAAUUGUGUGCUGUUCACCGUCAGCACAUGCCCUACUCCUUAUCUUUUCAUGAAUCUAUUAAACCAACAAAGACAAAUCAUUCAGUGUCAAAUA